Molecule: messenger RNA, 1662 nt
Organism: Aethalodelphis obliquidens (Pacific white-sided dolphin)
Lineage: Eukaryota; Metazoa; Chordata; Mammalia; Artiodactyla; Delphinidae
Gene: C9
Product: complement C9
Exons: 10
Coding region: 31-1407 (458 amino acids)
Biological process (GO): complement activation
Cellular component (GO): membrane attack complex
Molecular function (GO): protein binding
Source: RefSeq, a predicted model, not a curated record
AUUCCACUCGGAGCUGCCUAGCUAGAGCAGAUGUCUACCAGCCGGAGGUUCGCCUUUGCAAUAUGCGUUUUAGAAAUAAGUCUGCUGAGAGCGGGGCCCACUCCCAGUUAUGACUUGGAGCCCGUGGAAAGCAGUGGCACGUCAUUGCCCAUAGACUGCAAGAUGAGCUCCUGGAGCAGUUGGUCCAACUGUGACCCUUGCCUCAAACAAAUGUUUCGCUCAAGGAGCAUUGAGAACUUUGGACAAUUUAACGGGCAAAAGUGCGUGGACGCUGUAGGAGAUAGACGUCAGUGCGUGCCCACGGAGACCUGCAAUGACCCUGAGGAUGACUGUGAAAAUGACUUUCGAUGCCAUACAGGCACAUGCAUAAAGAGGCGACUUCUGUGUAAUGGUGACAAUGACUGCGGAGACUUUUCAGAUGAGGAUGACUGUGAAAGUGACCCUCGUCCUCCCUGCCGCAACAAAGUGGUGGAAGAGUCGGAGCUGGCACGGACAGCAGGCUACGGGAUCAACGUCUUAGGGAUGGAUCCCCUCACCACCCCUUUCAACAACGAGUACUACAACGGACUCUGUGACCGAGUUUGGGAUGGCAACAGCUUGACGUACUACCGCAGACCCUGGAACGUGGCUUCCCUGGCCUAUGAAGAAAAAAUAUUUCUGCAUGUAAAAGGAGCCAUUCACCUGGGAAGAUUUGUGAUGAGAACUCGGGACGUCAUGCUGGCAACAACUUUCUUGGAUUCUAUAAAAGCUCUACCAGCUACCUAUGAAAAGGGGGAAUAUUUUGCAUUUUUGGAAACCUAUGGAACCCACUACAGUAGCUCUGGGACUCUAGGAGGACUCUAUGAACUAAUAUAUGUUUUGGAUAAAACUUCCAUGAACCAGAAAGGUGUUGAACUAAGGGAUAUACAGAGAUGCCUCGGGUUUAAUCUGGAUUUAUCUCUGAAUGCUGGAAUUGAAAUCGCAGGAAAUAUUAAUUCAGACAAUUGCUUAAAGAGGAGUGGUGAUAAAUUUCAAAACAUCACGAGUGAAAGCCUCAUCGAUGAUGUUAUUUCAUUCAUAAGAGGAGGAACAAGAAAAUAUGCAACUGAACUGAAAGAGAAGCUUCUCAGAAGAGGCAGGAUGAUUAAUGUGACUGACUUUGUAAAUUGGGCCUCUUCCUUAAACGAUGCUCCAGUGCUCAUAAAUCAAAAACUGUCUCCGAUAUAUGAUCUGAUUCCAGUGAAAAUAAAAGAUGCAUACCUAAAGAAACAAAAUUUGGAAAGAGCCAUUGAAGACUACAUCAAUGAAUUCAGUGUAAGAAAAUGCCAACCGUGCCAAAAUGGAGGGACUGUGAUUCUGCUGGAUGGACAAUGUUUGUGUUCCUGCCCAUACAAGUUCAAGGGAGUUGCCUGUGAAAUCAGAAAAUAGAAAAUCUAUGAAGAUUAGCCUGAAGCCCUCAACCACCAGAUCAACUGGGAUCUAAGAGAUGAUGAUGUUGACCUUUGCUGCCCCACGUGACUUCAGUCAACUAAAGCUUGGAUUCUGUUGACUGCCCAAGCCCCUUCAUGAAUAUGCAUGUAUCCUUACCUUAAAACUCCCCCCGUUUUUCUGUUCGGGGAGAUGCUGCUUUGAGAAAGAUCCCUGGUGUUCUGCUUACUGGCUGCAAGUAAUCAAUCCUUCCUU